Molecule: messenger RNA, 2604 nt
Organism: Octodon degus (degu)
Lineage: Eukaryota; Metazoa; Chordata; Mammalia; Rodentia; Octodontidae
Gene: Lurap1
Product: leucine rich adaptor protein 1
Exons: 2
Coding region: 236-955 (239 amino acids)
Biological process (GO): positive regulation of canonical NF-kappaB signal transduction; positive regulation of cytokine production
Source: RefSeq, a predicted model, not a curated record
GCGCCGGGGCCCCGCCGCUGCUCCUUCAGCUCUGAAUCCAGGAUCGCCAGCCAACGCCAGAGGUGGUGUGCGCGCCACUGGAGUAUUUCUCUGCCCUAGCUCUGCGUGGCUUCUCGGAGCCUUACGGCUCCCGCCUCCGCCCCCGCGGGUUCCGAGCUCAGAGCCGCCGGGAACGCAAGACCUGGAGCGGGACCCAGGAGCCGCGCCCGCCUAGCCCUGUCCCGGGUGGGCCCUCAUGGAGGGCCCGGCGGAGCCCCCGACUCCUGAUCUGCGGGAUGUGGAGGGCAAGGUGGGCAGGAAGACCCCUGAAGGGCUGCUCCGAGGGUUGCGAGGAGACUGGGAGCUCGGAACCUCGGACGCCCUACUGCUCCCGGGGGCGCCGGGCCCCGGCCCUGGCCUGGGGGACAAGAUCCUGGCGCUGAGGCUGGAGCUGGCUUCCCUGCGAGCCAUUGACGUGAAGAUCCUGCAGCAGCUGGUGACCUUGAACGAGGGGAUCGAGGCCAUGCGCUGGCUCCUGGAGGAGCGGGGAGCGUUGACUAGCCACUGCAGCAGCCUCACCAGCAGCCAAUACAGCCUGACAGGUGGCAGCCCGGGCCGCUCCAGGCGGGGCAGCUGGGACAGCCUGCCAGAUACCAGCUCCACGGACCGGCUGGACAGUGUCUCUAUCGGCAGCUUCUUGGACACCGUGGCCCCCAAAGAGCCGGAUGACCAGGGUGCCCCUGGGGCUCCCUGUCCUGAGAUGGACUGGGCAAAGAUUAUACCUGGAGAGGACAGGGCCAAGACUGGUGUGGAUCUGAUGGCCACCAGGCUAGGGAGCUGGAGGGCUUUGUGGAAACCCUCAGGAGAGGGGGUGCAAGGUGAACCACCUGAGCCCCCAGAGGAUGAGAGUGCCACGCUGGACUUUGAGGCUCAUUGGUACUGGGAACAGUGCCAAGAUGAUGUGACCUUCUUGUAACAAUUUUUGCACCUUUUUGCGUUCCUGUGGCACUUUUACCCUUGGUCCUGGUUUUCCUCAAAAUAUGUUGUCCUUCAAAUACAAGUCUAGGAAUAGACUCAUGGUAACUGAAAUCAGUUACCAUGGAAACCUAGCUCACCCUUCCUUUGGUCCCUGGAGAGUCUGUCUUUAUCCCUCAAUUAUUCAGUCCCUAGAGCCAUUUCCGUAGAGAUGCUGCCUGUGGCUCUUCUUGUGAGGGUGUCUCCAUCUCCAUCUUCCUCCCCUCACUUUGUAAGGAUUGAGGAGCCAUAGGAGGUCACUGGUAGAGUGGGGUGGAGGGGUAAUUACCUCACCCAAAGACUAGGAGCUUUGUCUUUUCUUGGCCAAAAUGGAGGGUUAAGGAGGGAUAUGGUCACUUGGGUCCAACCCUUCAUCUAGGAUUUGUCCUCCCAGAGGCCUUUGGAGUUGGUAAACCCACCCCUUCCUAUCUGCUGAGUGAUAUCAUUUCCUGUCAGGAUGGACUAGCCAUCCUGUACCAGUCCUUGAAUAGUAUGUGAUUGGGAUAUCAGAGUCCCUGCUGCUGAGCAAGACCAAUCAACAUCCAUACCAUUACUUCUUUUAAGUGAGAACAGGUCAUCCUUCCAACAGGAAAGUUUCUCAUCAGAAGAUGUGUGUGCUGCUUUUCAGACAAUGUGUUCUCAUCUCCUCCUGCAGUGUCUCACUUCCUUUAUGGCUGCAUCCCUCUUGGGCACCAGUAUUAUCUCUGUUCUUUUACGGAGAGAAGCUGUCAGAGGCCUCCAACUGUGGCUUUCAAAUCUGCUUGCCUACUCUGCCAUGGAGCCCUAUCUUACCCUGUUCCUCACUGGUCCCAUUUCUGUGUUCUGACUUCACACCUCCUAGGAUGGUUUUGUUUCUGUGCUUCCCUAACUUCUGUUUCCUCUUUUACCUUCAGUUUUUUUAUAUGCAGAUGACUCCUGUGCUGGCCCUUUGCAGAUGGGAGCUAGAAGAGGGAGAAAUUUGAGCUCUGAUUAUACCAGAAUCCUGGAUGCUGGGGAGGGCUUGUCUUCUCUGAGUCUGUGAUUACCCUUCCCCCGCCUCAUCCAGCCUUCUAUCAUUUGGUCACAAGGGUGCCUGCCUGUGGUUGGGACACAAGGAAUCCCCUUGUCUGGGCUACAGUGUGGGGGUGUGGCAGGAAAAGACAAAGGCUCUUUGGUCCCUGGGCCCCAUCCAGGGGACCAGCAAGGGAAAGUCCUCCUUCCUUCCUCUCUUAUAGCUAGUCCUUGGCUCCUGAGACCUAAGAAUGCAGUGAAGGACCACCUCUGGGACUGUGCCCCUAGGUCUUAGCUAAUUAUACCAAAGAAGGAAUUCAGGGAUAUUGCCAACCUGGGGGUCAGAGCGGAGACAGGCGCAGAGAGCAGGGACUGGCCAUGGCUGAUAUAAAAAUAAAUUCUUGGGAGAUUAACUCUGCAUCCCAGGUAAUGGUCCCUGUCUUUGUAAUGGCCCCUUUCUUUCUUGGGUCCUGAAAUCAGAUUACUAGAGGGAAAAGGAGAGGAAUAAUGAUGAUCUUUGGUUGUUUGUGUGCUGUACUGAGUUGGAGGAGUCUUCCCCAAAAUCCUGGAAUAAUGCUGCCAUCUCUUUAUUUUUAUUUUUAUUUAUUUAUUUAUUUUGGU